CAAAUUCAUUUUUGUUAAACUGCUUCACAUUUGGGGCUUCGACUGAAGGAGAUAGGUUUCUCAGUUCUCAUAGUCACCGAGCAAGAGAGAGAUGGAUCCAGAGGCAGUUAAAUCGAGACUUUCCAAUUUAGCCUUUGGAAAUGUAAUGGCAGCUGCUGCUCGUGAUUACCAGAAGGAGUUGAUUGCUCAAGAAAAAGCUCAGGCAUCCUCUACUUCCAACCAGGAGGUUGAUUUUGAUGAGUUGAUGGAUGACCCAGAGCUGGAAAAAUUGCAUGCAGACAGGAUUGCGGCCCUCAAGAAAGAAGCUGAGAAGCGGCAAGCUUUGAAGAGGCAGGGUCAUGGAGAAUACAGGGAGAUAUCUGAAGGGGACUUCUUAGGUGAAGUUACUGGUAGCGAAAAUAUAAUCUGCCACUUUUACCAUCGGGAGUUCUAUCGUUGCAAGAUAAUGGAUAAGCAUUUGAAGUCUCUUGCUCCGAGGUACAUUGAUGCCAAGUUCAUCAAGCUGGAUGCUGAGAAUGCACCCUUCUUUGUUGCCAAGCUAGGAAUCAAAACUCUGCCGUGUAUCAUAUUGUUCAGAAGAGGGAUUGCAAUAGAUAGGCUGAUUGGCUUCCAAGACCUGGGUGGCAAAGAUGAUUUUACAACAAAUACUUUAGAGAAUGUACUCCUGAAGAAAGGCAUAAUUAGUGCAAAGAAAGAUGGAGAGGGUAAUGAAGACAAUGACGACAUUGACACAAGCAGGUCAAUUCGGUCCUCAGUUCAGGCGGAUUCUGAUUCAGAAUGAAUAAAAAAUAGAAAUGUUGUAUUUUUUCACUUCAUUGGUCGUGCAACGUUUAAAAUACUAGCCGUUUGGCUUAUCACUUCAAUGAUCCUCUACUCUUAAAUUCAUAUUUUGUAUAAUCACCAUCCUUUCUAUUCUUCAUAGUGUUCAUUUUGCUUUAUAAA
Messenger RNA from Macadamia integrifolia, 942 nucleotides. Its product is annotated as thioredoxin domain-containing protein PLP3A-like. The transcript has 8 exons. The record is from RefSeq and is a predicted model, not a curated record. Gene Ontology annotation, cellular component: cytoplasm. The coding region runs from base 92 to 781 and encodes 229 amino acids. NCBI's taxonomy places the organism in Eukaryota, Viridiplantae, Streptophyta, Magnoliopsida, Proteales, Proteaceae.